This is a messenger RNA of Laetiporus sulphureus 93-53, 1887 nucleotides long. RefSeq lists its product as uncharacterized. The transcript is spliced from 3 exons. The record is from RefSeq and is a predicted model, not a curated record. Lineage: Eukaryota; Fungi; Basidiomycota; Agaricomycetes; Polyporales; Laetiporaceae. Bases 1 to 1887 code for a protein of 628 amino acids.
AUGAGCAGCAGGCCAGUACGGCUUGUAUCUCCUAGCCGUCAUCGAGGUCGCAGCGAUAGUAUUGCAUCGUCUUCUCCAGAGCCCGAAGUCCAGCCGCACCGUUUGCCACAGCAAUCGUUACUUCCCAAUAGUGCCAGCCUGCCCAAACCUAAUCUCAUAGGGACACCACGAGGCCGUGCGCCGCCCACUGGACCGCGAAACCUCAGGCGCUUCGAGAAUGCUUCCCCUCAUGGCGACCUGAUGGGGCCACAGAAUUUGCCGUCUUCAUCCGCUGCCAUCAUCAACGCCCCCGCUGAUACCUCUGCUUCAAUGCCUCUCCCCGUGAAGGAAGAGAGCAAGGAGCCUAUUUUAACAGCGACACGGAUCACGUUAAAGUUGAAUCCGCAUAACGAGAUGUUCAAUUCUGCGGCAUUGUCUGCAGGAGAACCCGUUUCUUGCUUCGUUCCUCCGGUGCCUGCCUUUGUACCUCCACCUAAAACAUGGUCUACGCCCGUUGAUCCUUCAGCUGGUGUAUCAUCUCAAAUCACUCAACCUGCGCCAUUUCCCGUGGCUCCUGCUCACACUCCGCCUCCUGCACCUUCUGCUGAGAGUGUGUUUGGCGUGACUCAUGCUAAAGUCGGUCCAUCUGCAUCCUCAAUACCUGAGAUUCCAAAGACCGGUUGGAUUGCUGUAACAACCCCGGCAGACCUACCUAAAUCUGACCCCCAGCCCGAUGUCCCGAUGUUGUCUCCAGAAGAAAAACGUGAAGUGUGGAAUGAACGAAUCAACCUUCUUGCAGGCGCAACAGCUGCCCGAGCGGAAUACCAGAAACUCGACCGCGAAGUCGCCGAUCUCAUUCGCCUUGAGACCUCCACCACGUCUGGAGUCUUUUCAGAGCAGGCGCAUGCAGACCUGCACGCCAGACUCUUGAUGGUGCAGAUACAGCGCGACAACAAAAGGGAAGAGCUCAAGAACGGCCUCUUGCAGCUCGCAGAGUCCGACUAUUGGCCCUUCAAGGAGCAGCAGAGGACGCAACCUGUGCCCCCAUCUGUGCAGCCUCAUGUGGCCACACAAGUCCGCGAGAUUAGGGAUUCGCUUGUCGAUAUGAGAGGACUUCUGGAGAAGCUUCAGCUGCAGUCGGACGCACGGCAAUUAGACAACGACCGGACACUCCUAGCAUCUGGUUCACAGAGCAAGCAGCAUGGGCUAUCAAUUGACGAUGCGUCGGAUAGAAUGUCAAUAUGCGAGAGCGCGGACGGCAAGGGAGUACCUGACAUUGCGGAGCUCGAGGAUCAAGUCGCACGCUUUGAGGAGCAAUUCCAGCAGUUGAGCAAUGACAUGCAUGCGCAUGAUGAUGACUUGAGAGCUGAAUUCCAGGGGCUUCUUGAUGAUAAAGUAAAAGAAGAGCUAUCCGAGCUCAGAGGGAAGCUUGCCAGCGCCGACGAGGAGAUAUCCAAUUUAAGGAAGGAAAUGUUGGACCUCGCCGAUAUGAACGGAGCUCUCAGGGCUGAAAAUGCGGCCUUGACCGAUCAAAAUCACGAAUUGAAACAUUAUCUUGUGCAUAUUGGCAAGAAGCAGCAGGAUGAGAUCGACGAGAUGGCGGCGGAGGCGCGUCAGUUGAGAGAAGCCAUGAAUGCGCGUAUCCCGCCACCUGGGCCUACCGUCGAGCAGAUAAUCUCCACCGUGCAGCCCAUCCUCAUGCAUUCCGUUCAGCAAGAGAUUCGCCCGCUCUUGGAUCGUCUAGGCAAAGAGGUUGAGGAGAUGAUCCUCGCUCAUCAGAAGGAAGUACAUUCCACGAUCGGACCCAGGCUGAAAGAUUCCUCGCAGAUGGUGGAUAUGAUACGAGCAUGGGCAGAGAGGAUCGGAUGUCCAGAUGGGUAUCAGGCUCCAGCCCGUGGAGUGCAUUGA